AUGAGCGUGAUUCUUUGUACCGCGGGCUACGACCAUAUCAUCCGAUUCUGGGAGGCCCUGUCAGGCAUAUGCUCACGCACCAUCCAGCAUCCAGAGUCCCAGGUCAACCGGCUAUGCAUCACCCCAGAUAAACGAUUUGUUGCCGCAGCAGGCCGGCAUCGAGUGUACCUUUAUGAUAUCCGAUCCUCGAAUCCGAACCCGGUCAUGAAGUUUGAUGGGCAUACGAACAAUAUUACUGGUGUCGCGUUCCACUGUGAAGGCAAGUGGAUGGUGACCAGUUCUGAGGACUGCACGGUGAAGGUGUGGGAUGUUAGAUCGGGAACACUACAGAGGAACUACACGCACAAGGCACCUGUCAAUGAUGUGGUGAUUCAUCCUAAUCAAGGUGAACUGAUCAGCGGAGACGGAUCUGGCUUCAUUCGAGUGUGGGAUCUAGGAGAGAGCAGGUGUACGCAUCAACUGAUACCCGAGGAAGAUGUGUCUGUUGCUAGCGUCAGCGUCGCAAGCGAUGGUUCUUUGCUAUGUGCUGGAAACAAUAAGGGAAACGUAUACCUUUGGCGCAUGCUGCAGAACCAAGAUGAAACAAGCAUUGUCCCCGUUGCAACUUUCCAAGCACACAAAGACUAUCUUACCAGAGUGCUACUCUCUCCCGACGUUAAGCACUUAGCAACCUGUUCAGCUGAUCAUACGGCCAAAGUCUGGUCUCUGGAUCCAGAAUAUGGCCCGGCAAAAAUGGCAGCUGCCGCCAGGGAGAAGGCUGCCAAGGAAGCCAGCCAAAAGGCUCCCACAUCUGCUUCCACGCCUGCUUCUGUUACGGCUUCUCCAAAUGGACAAGAAGCGAAGGCCACAAAGACACCACCCAAGACUCGAACAGAAUGGAACGGGAAGGGGUCGCCAGCCAGCGGUUCAGUUAUCGCCUCCGGCGGAAGUGCCGAAAUAUCUGCCUCAGAACUCACUCAGAAUGAUAGUUUUGUGUCGGAUCAGCCGUUUGUUUCUUUCCUUGACGGACCACCUAUGGACCUUACUACGAAUACGCUUUUCCUGGAAACUACCUUAGCCAGCCACCAGAGGUGGGUAUGGGACUGUGCCUUCUCGGCUGACUCUGCAUACCUGGUUACUGUGUCUAGUGAUCACUGUGCACGGCUCUGGGAGCUUUCAUCCGGACAGAUCAUCCGGCAGUAUCAAGGGCAUCAUCGCGGCGCAGUCUGUGUUGCCCUGAAUGAUUACUCCGAGCCGCGGUAG
Nannizzia gypsea CBS 118893 is the source of this 1242-nucleotide messenger RNA. Its product is annotated as rapamycin complex subunit LST8 target. The record is from RefSeq and is a predicted model, not a curated record. NCBI's taxonomy places the organism in Eukaryota, Fungi, Ascomycota, Eurotiomycetes, Onygenales, Arthrodermataceae. Gene Ontology annotation, biological process: TOR signaling; regulation of actin cytoskeleton organization. Bases 1 to 1242 code for a protein of 413 amino acids. Gene Ontology annotation, molecular function: protein binding. Gene Ontology annotation, cellular component: TORC2 complex; TORC1 complex. The transcript is spliced from 4 exons.